Molecule: messenger RNA, 1294 nt
Organism: Coregonus clupeaformis (lake whitefish)
Lineage: Eukaryota; Metazoa; Chordata; Actinopteri; Salmoniformes; Salmonidae
Product: zinc finger protein OZF-like
Exons: 3
Coding region: 31-1278 (415 amino acids)
Source: RefSeq, a predicted model, not a curated record
GAGAAGAGUCUCUCCAGAUCAGAACACCAGAUGGACAACGCUAGCCCUUCCUUCCUCCCAGAGUCCCCGUGUCGUACCUCUCCCAGUAGCACCUUACUGCUGGGUCUGAAGAGGUUGUCUGUGCGGCUGAUGGACUGCAGGAAAACAACGGGGCUGAGUGGAACUGUGAGAGGAGGAGAAGAGAAGAAAGGAGCAGAUUUGACUCAUCAAAGAGAAAGACCAGAUUCAGAGACGUCCAAACCAGCAAGACGAUUCCACUGCACCCACUGUAGAAAAGGUUUUAAUCAGUUAAGGGUCCUGAAACAACAUGAGAGAAUACACACAGGGGAGAAGCCUUUCCAAUGCUCUCAGUGUGGAAAGAGUUUUUCCCAGUUAGGACACCUGAAACGACAUGAGAGAAUACACACAGGGGAAAAGCCUCAUCACUGCUCCCAGUGUGGAAAGAGUUUUAACCAUUUAAGGUACCUGAAACGACAUGAGAGAAUACACACAGGGGAAAAGCCUCAUCACUGCUCCCAGUGUGGAAAGAGUUUUAACCGGAAAGAAUACCUGAAAGAGCAUGAGAGAAUACACACAGGGGAGAAGCCUUUCCAAUGCUCCCAGUGUGGAAAGAGUUUUUCCCAGUUAGGAAACCUGAAAGUGCAUGAGAGAAUACACACAGGGGAAAAGCCUCAUCACUGCUCCCAGUGUGGAAAGAGUUUUAACCGGAAAGAAUACCUGAAAGAGCAUGAGAGAAUACACACAGGGGAGAAGCCUUUCCAAUGCUCCCAGUGUGGAAAGAGUUUUUCCCAGUUAGGACACCUGAAAGUGCAUGAGAGAAUACACACAGGGGAAAAGCCUCAUCACUGCUCCCAGUGUGGAAAGAGUUUUAACCGGAAAGAAUACCUGAAAGAGCAUGAGAGAAUACACACAGGGGAGAAGCCUCAUCACUGCUCCCAGUGUGGAAAGGGUUUUUCCCAGUUAGGAAACCUGAAAGUGCAUGAGAGAAUACACACAGGGGAAAAGCCUCAUCACUGCUCCCAGUGUGGAAAGAGUUUUAACCGGAAAGAAUACCUGAAAGAGCAUGAGAGAAUACACACAGGGGAGAAGCCUCAUCACUGCUCCCAGUGUGGAAAGGGUUUUAACCAGUUAGGGGACCUGAAACGACAUGAGAGAAUACACACAGGGGAGAAGCCUCAUCACUGCUCCCAGUGUGGAAAGGGUUUUAACCAGUUAGUUCAACUGAAACAGCAUGAGAGAAUACACAGGGGAGAAGCCCUACCACUGCUCCCAAUGUGAAAAGAGUUUUGCCAGG